UAUGACGUAAAGAACGUGUUCGCCAUAAUGACAGUCAACUAUCAACAAAAAAAGCCACAUUGUGUAUAUUGAGAUUUGACUGUAAAAUCCCGCCUAUUCUACCGGCGUUUGUUUGCAGCCAUUGGACCUAGCUUCCUAUCAACUUAUUUAAGUUUUGGAGCAAUCACACAACACUGAAGGACUAAGCGGAACAGCAAGAGUUAUGGCGUCGGCAUCUGCCAGUGUGGACUCCAAGGCAGAGCUGACUGCGCUUUUGGAACAGUGGGAAAGGGAACAACAAGGCAGUACACAGGAACUAGUAAACAUCCUCACCAAAAUAUCUGAGCUUGUCGAGAAGGAGACUGAGGAGUACCGCAAAGCGGAUCCAGACCCUUUUGAUGAUCGACAUCCUGGGAGAGCUGAUCCAGAAUGUGUAUUAGGGCAUUUGCUCAAGAUCCUCUUCAAGAAUGAUGAAUUCAUGAAUACAUUGGUGAAUAGUUAUGUGAUGGCCAGUAGAGAAAUUAGCCUCAAUGCAGAAGCUUGUCGCCUCCUUCAGAACAUCAUGCCUGGCCUGGAGACUGCCGUUGUCUUUCAGGAAAAGGAGGGGCUAGUUGAAAGGUUGUUCAAGUGGGCUCAGGAGGCCGAGCAGCCUCUCAGAAUCUAUGCCACUGGCUUGUUGGCAGGUGCCAUGGAGAACCAGGACAUUGCUGCCAACUACAGAGAAGAAAACUCUAUUUUGGUGCCAUUGAUGCUGCAUCGCCUUCGUGAACUUCAAGAUAAAGAUGUUGAAAACAAAAGAGAAAUUAAACGUCCUAGUCCCAGAAAAGCUCUGAACGAACCGUUGCUGCCUUUGGAUGAAGAGGCUGUUGAUGGAGGCUUUGAGAAGCCAUUUUCCCUCGGCCACAAUGGGUCUGAAACACAAGGACUGGAAUCUGAGGAGGAUAGUGAAAUUACCCUGUCCGCCUUGGAGUCUGAAAAUGAGCUUCCGUUUCACCUUAACAACCCUCACAAGACCAACAACUGUGCCACCUCGGCUGUUAAAAGCAUGAUGAAGCCCAUGUCUGCCUCGGGGUCACUUCUGCACCUUGGUACCUCGGAUGGUAGUAGUUACCUAAAAAGAAAAGCAGAAAAAGAGUAUGGCAGGACCUCAAAACUCAAGUUGAAUUUCUCCAUGCCUGAAGUAGAGAGGAAUAUAAGUGAGCUUUCCAACAGUAGCUGGUCUGAGAUGAGCCCAUGGGUGAUUGGUAACAACUACCGCUUAUCCCCCCUGACUCCUGAAAUCGAGCAGAGGCUCAUUUUGCAGUAUCUCACUCCCCUGGGAGAAUAUCAGGAGAUGUUGGCGGUGUUCAUGCAGAUGGGAGCCCGUGAGCUUCUGAUGCACUAUACUGAUUUAAAGCAGACCAACGAUGUACAGCUCACAUUUGAGGCUCUCAAGUAUUUGGCUUCUCUGCUGCUUCACAAAAAGUUUGCUGCGGAGUUUGUCGCACACGGAGGUGUUCAGAAAUUGCUGGAAAUUCCAAGGCCCUCUAUGGCUGCUACUGGGGUGUCUCUCUGCCUCUACUACCUUGCCUAUAACCAGGAUGCUAUGGAGCGGGUAUGCAUGCUGCCUCACUCUGUCUUGUCAGAUGUGGUUGGCUACACACUGUGGCUGCUGGAAUGUUCGCAUGCAUCCGGCUGCUGCCACGCAACCAUGUUCUUCUCCAUUUCCUUCUCUUUCCGUGCUGUGCUGGAGCUCUUUGACAAGCAGGACGGGCUUCGACGCCUCGUCAAUCUGAUUAGCACAUUGGAGAUACUGAACCCUGAUGACCAGGGAGCGCUUCUCAGUGAUGAUGAGAUUUUUUCCAGCAGGCAGACAGCCAAGCACACUUGCAUGGCGCUGCGCAGGUACUUUGAUGCUCACCUGGCCAUCAAGGUUGAGCAGGUAAAGCAGUCACUGCAACGCACAGAGGGAGGUGCUCCUAUUCACUCACAGCCCCACUACAAGGCAGUCAGUUACAGCCGUGAGCAGGUAGUGGAAAUGAUGGAGUUCCUCAUCGAGCGUGGCCCUCUUCGUUUAUAUUGGGAACCAGCAGAAGUCUUCCAUAAACUCUCUUGUAUCCAACUGCUCUUGCAACUCAUUUCUAUCGCGUGUGAUUGGAGGACCUACUAUGGCAGGAGUGACACUGUACGUUACGCACUUGACAUCCUGAGUAUUCUCACGGUAGUACCGAAGACUCAGAUGUUAUUAUCUGAGACGGUUACUGUUGUCAGUGAGGGCGGGUCUACUAUAUCUAGUGCUGGAAUGAACAUUGUCCUGUCAGUAGCAGAGGGAGAAGUGUUUGUGAAUGAUGCGGAGAUCCAGAAGUCUGCCCUGCAGGUUGUCAUUAACUGUGUCUGUGCUCCUGACAAACGCAUGUCCAGCAUUGGCAAGUUUAUUGCGGGCACUCCGCGUCGUCGCCUCCCCCAGAUGACCAAAGCGAGUGAGAAUGUGCUCACAAAAAUGUGGAAUGUAGUGCAGUCCAACAAUGGCAUUAAGGUGCUGCUGUCCCUACUGACGGUCAAGAUGCCAAUUACAGAUGCAGAUCAGAUCCGAGCUCUUGCCUGCAAAGCUCUGGUCGGUCUGUCUCGGUCCACUUCUGUCAGACAGAUCAUCAGUAAGCUACCGUUGUUCAGCAGCGGACACAUCCAGCAGCUCAUGAAGGAGCCUGUGCUCCAGGACAAACGCAGCGAGCAUGUCAAGUUUUGCAAGUUUGCGGCUGAGCUCAUGGAAAGAAUAUCAGGGAAACCCUUGCUGAUAGGUACUGAUGUAUCCCUCGCUUGGCUGCAAAGAGCAAGUGUGGUCGCUCAGUCGAGGAUCACCUUUCCAGAGAAAGAGCUGCUGCUACUUAUUAGGAACCAUCUUGUAGCCAAAGGCCUUCAAGACACGGCGACGGCUCUCACCAAAGAGGCAGAUCUCCCGAUGGCGUGUGUCUCUCAUUCAUCACUUUCUGCCUCUCCUUUUGUUGCUGUAACCCCCACUACCGCCGCCAUCACCACUCUACCUCGCACCCCACGACUGGCCAAUGGUGUGGGGUCAAGACUCAGCAACCAUCCCUCUCACUUACCAACUCAGUCACCCGGCCAUUUACAAGCACGCCCCUCAACAUCGCAACCUGUCGCACCCUCCACAACUGCUUUAGCCUCAACAUCUGUGCCUCACUGCAGCAACGGCUCUCCUCUGAUCGGACGAAUCGUUUUCUCUCGCGAGCGGCACACGUCGUGCAAUGUGAUGAGCUGCAAGAAAACUCGAGUUCUGAGGCAGAAGUCAGACCACGGCGCCUUCAGCCAAACACCAGCCAUAAAGAAACAGUUUGACAGGCACAUGCCCUCGCCACCUGCAUUAGACAGUAUCAUCACUGAGUACCUGCGGGAACAGCACGCGCGCUGUAAAAACCCAGUCGCAACCUGCCCGCCUUUUUCUCUCUUCACCCCUCAUCAGUGUCCUGAGCCCAAACAGAGACGACAAGCACCUAUUAACUUCACGUCCCGACACACAAGGAGGGUCAUCUACCCGAAAUACGGAGGAGUCGAUGGAGGAUGCUUUGACAGACACCUCAUUUUCAGCAGGUUUCGUCCAAUCUCUGUAUUUAGAGAAGCUGAUGAAGACGAGAGUGGAUUCAUGUGCUGUGCCUUCUCAGCUCGAGAGCGUUUCCUGAUGCUUGGAACCUGCACGGGCCAACUGAAACUCUACAAUGUUUUUACAGGCCAGGAGGAAGCCAGCUACAGUUGUCACAGCUCAGCCAUAACUCACCUCGAGCCCUCUCGGGAUGGCUCCCUAAUUUUAACAUCCGCCUCUUGGAAUUUCCCAACAUCUUCACUCUGGGGAAUGAAGUCUGUAUUCAUCAUGAAGCAUUCUUUUAUGGGUGACCAUUAUGUGGAGUUCAGCAAGCUGUCACAAGAUCGUGUCAUUGGGACUGAGGAGCAGCUAGCGCGUAUUUACGACAUCCAGACAGGGCAGGUGACACUGACUCUAAACAACCCAGACCUCGCUAAUAACUACAAGAGGAACUGUGCUACCUUCAACCCUACAGAUGACCUGGUAUUGAACGAUGGCGUGUUGUGGGAUGUGCGCUCAGCUCAGGCCAUCCACAAGUUUGACAAGUUCAACAUGAACAUCAGUGGCGUUUUCCACCCCAAUGGCCUUGAGGUCAUCAUCAACACAGAAAUUUGGGAUCUGCGAACCUUCCACCUGCUUCACACAGUUCCUGCCCUGGACCAGUGCAGGACAGUCUUCAACAACAAUGGGACUGUCAUUUAUGGAGCAAUACUGCAGGCUGAUGAUGAAGACGACAUGAUGGAGGUGCAGAUGAAAAGUCCAUUUGGUUCAUCUUUCCGGACUUUCAAUGCCACAGACUACAAACCUAUUGCCACUAUUGACGUCAAGAAGAAUAUUUUUGAUCUGUGUACAGACUCUAAAGACUGCUACCUUGCUGUGAUCGAGAAUCAAGACUCCAAUAACACGGACACGGUCUGUCGGCUUUACGAAGUUGGCCGACAAAGGCUCGCGGAGGAGGAGGAGGAUGAGGAAGAUCAGGAGGAUGAUGAUCAGGAGGAAGACGACGACGAAGACGAUGACGACUCUGAUGACGAUGUUGAUACAGAUCCUCUUAUAGCAGAGCUUGAGAAUGAGAAUGGUGGAGAUGAGGACGACGAUGGAAAUGAUGAGUUCUCUCCUUCUGACGAGGAAGUGGCUCGCCUUCUCGAGGAGGAGCUAGAUGGAGGGGAUGAGGAGGAUGAUGAUGACGACGACAAUGACGAUGACUCUGACAAUGACGAUGCAGAACUGGAUGUCAUUGACAGCUCCGACAACUCUGACCUUGAGGAUGACAUAAUUCUGUCCCUGAAUGAGUGAGGGGCGAUUGGCCGUGGGGACUAACAGGGCCACAAGUCAGGACCUCUGCAGCGCAGAACUGUGAGCUGCGGAGGAAGAGGCAAGAAGGGGGAUCAGCAGAUGUGGUGGGAGUUAACUUGGAGCUCUGCCAGUUUGAAUGAGCUGGCGUCUGUGUACAAAUGGACUGGGUGAUUGGACCAAGGAGAUAAAUAAAAACAUGAUUGUGCUGGAUAUGAAUAUAGUUUUAUAAGAAGUCUUGAUGUAGAGGGAAACAGCUGGUGUUUGGGUGCUUUGAAAAGGUUUUAUAUAUUAUUCACUAAACUCCUAACAAGUGUCUGUUUGAUGUAAAGCCUUACAUAAGCAGCAAUUUGGUAACAGAUUACUAGGUAAACUGGAGCUACAUUAUUGGGGUGCAUCUCUGUUAUGCAAUGCAUCCAUAGGCGUAGACCAUCAACUGAAAUAUUCAUAUUCUGAAUUGCUGAACCUAAACAAGAGUGCUUAAUGUGACAAAACUGCCAAUGCCUCCUUCACAAUCCCCAGUGUGCACACUAAAACUUGACAUGACAGCUGUCCUCCAUCCUACACCAAGGAAGGGAUGCCUCUAGAUGGUGGCCAACUUUUGUGCUUUUGGUAACAAAUUGACCAUACCAAUUCUCGGGGUUUGGGGGGGGAUCACGUUUAAAUAUAUGCGGGCUGCAAAAUGUGAUCUAAAAGUCUAUUUUGAUUUAAAUUUUUGUUUCUCGGUCAUUUCAAACAUGGUGUGUGCUUGUGUGUGGGUGUGCGCUCGGGCUCAAUUUUAUAAAGCCGUUGAGUUUUUCUAAAUGAUUCAGUUUCAUAUCAUUUUAUCAGCUUUCUUUUUCACAAUGGAGUGGAAUUAAUUUCUGAAAGACAUUUACUGUACAGCUUGUAUGUACCUAAAGUAUUUUUCGUAUAAAUAAAUCUUCUGAAUUUGUUUUGUGCGUUUCCAUAUUGAUGUAAAUGUUUUCCAUCUGGGUCUGUCGCCAUUUUACAAGAUCUCUAUUACAUACAAACUCAAACAACUGAGAGUUUAG
This is a messenger RNA of Corythoichthys intestinalis (scribbled pipefish), 5880 nucleotides long. Its product is annotated as DDB1- and CUL4-associated factor 1-like. The record is from RefSeq and is a predicted model, not a curated record. The coding region runs from base 203 to 4849 and encodes 1548 amino acids. The transcript is spliced from 25 exons. Gene Ontology annotation, biological process: protein ubiquitination. Gene Ontology annotation, cellular component: Cul4-RING E3 ubiquitin ligase complex; nucleus. Gene Ontology annotation, molecular function: histone H2AT120 kinase activity; nuclear estrogen receptor binding. NCBI's taxonomy places the organism in Eukaryota, Metazoa, Chordata, Actinopteri, Syngnathiformes, Syngnathidae.